AUGAUUAAACAACAGCAACCACAGCAACUUAAGGCACAGACCAUUACUUACGCCACAUAUGCAUAUAAUUCAAAGACGGCAGAACAAACGCAAAGGUUGAAAUAUGGAGAUUUGGAGAUAGUAUUGAAAAAUGACCAUUUUGAAUUCGUUUGCAAGGGUGGUGCAGUGAUAUCAAAUAUAAAAGAAAUUUUAUUUAUGAAUUCAAAAAUUAAAGGAAUAACGGAUGAUAUAACAUCAAUUCCACCAGAAGAACAAAGAUAUUACGCAUUAAAUGCAUUUCCUAAAGUUUUGAAGAUUGGAAGAUUUAAUUUAAAUGAGGAAUUCAUAGAAGGUUUCCUAAAUGACAUAAUGAAGAAGGCAGAUAAGGAAUAUGUGGAUAGUGAGUUAAUGAAGAAGGCAGAUAAGGGACUUGUGGCUAGUGCAUUAAUGAAGAAAGCAGAUAAGGAAUAUGUGGAUAGUGCAUUAAUGAAGAAAGCAGAUAAGGAAUAUGUGGAUAGUGAGUUAAUGAAGAAGGUAGAUAAGGAACUUGUGGCUAGUGCAUUAAUGAAGAAAGCAGAUAAGGAAUAUGUUAAUGAAAAAGAUAAUGAAAUUAUCGAAAGGGUUGAAUGGUACCAUGAACGGACAUCGAAGAUUUUAAAAACUAAAGCUGAUACAGGAUGGGUUUCAGAAUGUUUAGACCUUAAAGCAGAUAAAACUUAUGUUAACGAUGAGUUAGAGAAGAAAGCAAAUAAAGAAUAUGUGAAUGAAAUAUACCAAAGUUUGAUAGGAACAACUAAAAAUAUUGAAACUAUUGCUGGUGACUUUUCCGUCUAUGAAGAAAAUAAAUAUUUUAGAGGGCAAUUGGUACAUUCCUUAAAAAAUGGUAUGCGGUGUAAACUCAUUCCGAAAAAUAACAAUGAAAUGUAUGUAAGUUAUAAAAAGAAUGAUGACACACAAGUUAAAGUUCCAUUAGACAACAACUGUUACUUAAACUUAUAUGGAGACGAACAAAAGAAAUAUUUAAGAGUUUAUGAAAUGACGGAUAUGACAUUGUCUAACGUAGCUCCAGCACC
This is a messenger RNA of Trichomonas vaginalis G3, 1052 nucleotides long. RefSeq lists its product as uncharacterized. The record is from RefSeq and is a predicted model, not a curated record. The annotation marks the transcript as partial. The transcript has a single exon. Lineage: Eukaryota; Parabasalia; Trichomonadida; Trichomonadidae.